AUGGCUUUGAGAACACUUAAAGUGGACUUUAUGAAGCACCAGAAUGCCUGUAAUCACAACACCUCUGAUUAUGACAAUCCACACCUUAUUCUGAGAAGAGGACAGAAGUUUACUUUGAAGGCUUCCUUUAGCAGGGCAGUGACUCCAAGGGACAAAAUUGUCUUGCAGUUUACUACUAGCUCCCGUCCUUCAAAAGCAAAUGGAUCACUUGUACAAGUUGACGUAAAUCAAGCUGACCUGAGAAAAGACUGGAGUGCUACAAUCUGCGAGUGCCAUGGCAACGAGUAUACAAUCUCAGUCAAUAGUCCUGCCAAUGCCAUCAUUGGAAAAUACCAGCUGAGUGUAAUAACAGGAAGAGGCAUUGUAUACAUGGCAGGGGAUUGCUCCAUUUACAUCCUGUUCAACCCUUGGUGUGAAGAUGAUGCCGUAUACAUGCCAGGUGAGGAGGAAAGGAUGGAAUAUGUCCUAAAUGACACAGGAUACAUCUAUGUGGGCUCAAGCACUAAAAUUACUGCCAGGCCCUGGAAUUUUGGACAGCAUGAAGUUGAUGUACUGGACUGCUGCAUGUAUCUUCUUGAACACAGUGAUCUCAAAGCUUCAGCGAAAAGGGAUCCGGUCAUUCUGUCAAGAAAGUUCUCUGCUUUAGUGAAUUCCAAUGAUGAUAAUGGAGUCCUGACUGGUAAUUGGUCAGGCAUGUAUGAUGCAGGUAUUUCCCCCACUGCCUGGACAGGAAGUAGCGCCAUCCUACAGCAGUACCACAAAACCAAGAGGCCUGUUAGGUUUGGACAAUGCUGGGUGUUUUCUGGAGUUCUAACAACAGUUAUGCGAUGCAUAGGAAUCCCAGCAAGAAGUGUCACUAAUUUUAACUCCGCUCAUGACACUGAAGAAAAUCUGAAAAUUGAUUAUUAUAUGAAUGAACAAGGAGAAACAAUAGACGAUAUCUCCAGUGAUUCUGUAUGGAACUUUCACGUGUGGAAUGACGUGUGGAUGAAAAGACCUGAUUUACCUAAUGGACAUGAUGGCUGGCAGGCAAUUGAUGCCACCCCCCAAGAAAAAAGUCAAGGUAUCUUCCAGUGUGGUCCUUGUUCUUUGAAAGCCAUUAAAGAAGGAGUUGUGUAUCUGCCGUAUGACGGCAAGUUUCUGUUUGCUGAAGUAAAUGCAGACAAGAUCCAAUGGCUGGUGACCUGGACAGAUGGUGAGGAGGAAUUCACCAAGGUCAAGGAAGAGCAAAAGAACAUUGGGAAAUUCAUCAGUACUAAGGCGAUUAAUAAGAACUUUAAGGAAGAUAUUACAUUACAAUACAAGCACAGAGAGGGCUCAGAAGAAGAGAGGACAGCAUUUGGAACUGCCUGCUCCCACCUGAAGUCAGACAUCUGUAUGGUGUUUGCUGCUCCUCCACCACCUCCGCCACCUGGCAUUAAGUUACAGAUCACAGGAGACAAUGAAUUACUGCCAGGGAACACUUUGUCUCUGAAUAUUGUGCUUGAAAAUGAAUCAGAUGAGGCAAAGACAGUCACUGUUAAUGCUGGAUGUCAAUUGCAGACCUAUACAGGCAAAGUCAUUGCAUCACUGGCAUGCACCAACCAGACUGUGGAAGUGGCAGGCAAACACGCUGAAUCAGUCCCAUUUAAUGUGGCUGCCGACCUGUACAUGAAGUCUGUGGUAUUAGUGGGGGAUGAGCUCAUGAUCAGAGUCAAUGUCAUCGUAGAAACAAAAGACAAAAACGAGAAAGUCAGUGAGUUUCUGAUGAUUCCAUUCAUUUAUCCGUCGCUCAAAGUGGAGAUGCCAGAAACUGCCAAGAUUGAUGAAGAUUUCACUUGUACUUUAACAUUUAAGAAUACUCUGAACAUCCCCCUAGAGAAAUGUGAGCUGCAUGUGGAAGGACUGGGCAUCUUCAAGCUGGAGAAAUUUGAUCAAGGAGACGUCAGGCCUGGAGGAAUCUUCCGCUCUAAGAUCAUUUGUGCUCCAAAGAAAGCCGGAGAAAAGAAAAUUGUGGCUGAAUUAAUUUCCAAGCAGAUCAAGGGAAUUUCAGCUGAAAGGAUGAUCACCAUUACCAAAUAG
This is a messenger RNA of Nanorana parkeri, 2061 nucleotides long. It is a transcript of the gene TGM4, whose product is annotated as transglutaminase 4. Gene Ontology annotation, molecular function: protein-glutamine gamma-glutamyltransferase activity. Gene Ontology annotation, biological process: peptide cross-linking. The record is from RefSeq and is a predicted model, not a curated record. Lineage: Eukaryota; Metazoa; Chordata; Amphibia; Anura; Dicroglossidae. Bases 1 to 2061 code for a protein of 686 amino acids. The transcript is spliced from 13 exons.